ACGUAACUAAAGACCUAACUUCAAAACCUCUUAUCGCUAACUUCGCACAAAACAGCCCAUAUCUUCGGUCUAACGCCACACACGACUCUUCUUCAAUUGGAAGAGAGCGAGAUUUCCGAGCAGGAUCCUUGAAAACUAAGAGCGUUCAACAUAAAUUGGCCGCGACCGCUUUCAAUUCUCGAACAAGACUCUGUAAAAAAACUUAUUCGACAUUUGUAAUCACUGCAUCUAAUUCUUCGAAAUAUUCUUCUGCCAAUUUUGCACAGAACAGCUUAAACCUUUUUCCUAACGUGACACUCGACUCUCCAUUUUAA
Molecule: messenger RNA, 314 nt
Organism: Racocetra persica
Lineage: Eukaryota; Fungi; Glomeromycota; Glomeromycetes; Diversisporales; Gigasporaceae
Source: the annotation of a GenBank genome assembly